AUGUCCGUACAACCAAAAGUCAAAUUCACUGAACAUGUAUUCACCACUAGUAAGCUCGUCAAGAAGCAGCAGCUACAUCCAUGUUCAACAACUCGCCAGAGACUUGUUAGAAUCAUCCAUACCGACCCUUAUGCCACUGAUUCCUCCAGCGAUGAAGAAGAAGGACGAGAGAGGAAGUUUAUCCAGAGAGUGAAGAGACAAGUGACUGAAAUAAGCUUGUCAGAGCAAGAAACAAUAGCACCAGCAGCUCCUUCUUCCAGAACUUCGAAUGAUGAUCAACAAGAACGAAGAAGAAAAAGACCUUCCUCAAGAUUACCUGUAUCUGACGUCACUCGCCGGAAAAAGUUCAAGGGUGUCCGUCAGAGACCCUGGGGAAAGUGGGCUGCCGAGAUCCGUGACCCGACCCGACGGAAACGGGUCUGGCUUGGCACUUUUAACACUGCAGAGGAAGCUGCCACCGUCUAUGAUCGAGCUGCAGUGAAACUUAGAGGGCCUGACGCCGUUACCAAUUUUCCUGCUAACUCCGUUAUAACGGAGACAGCUAACGUUAACGGUCCAAGCUACGUCCAGUGCGAGUCCUGUGACUCGCCGUCCAGCAGUGGUCUUGACGCUAUCUCAUCACCCACGUCAGUCCUCCGUUAUGAAGAGGUGAAACCUUUUGACCCUGUUUCGACGGAGAAGGCUCCCAAGGUUGUUGACGGUAAGCCAGAGCCAUGCGAGUCGCCGUUAAGCGGUGUUAAAGUUAUGUCAUCACCGACGUCUGUUCUCCAUUACGAAGAGUUAACGCCGUUUGAUAGUUUUGGUUACGGUGACGUUGACGCUUUUGGGUUCGAAAUUGACGUGCCGUUAAAUCUGCCGGAUUUUAUGUUGUCGGGGAAAUUCUUUGACGAGGAAGAAUUCGUUGACCUCGAUGAUUUCUUGGUGGAUGGCAUUUGUUAA
This is a messenger RNA of Dovyalis caffra, 939 nucleotides long. Lineage: Eukaryota; Viridiplantae; Streptophyta; Magnoliopsida; Malpighiales; Salicaceae. The record is from the annotation of a GenBank genome assembly.